AUGCUCAGCUUGGAGAACAAGGACAGGAAGGGAUUCGCCUGGGCCAUUGCCCCGAUCUUGACCACGCUGGGUUACCUACACAUACUGCUGGUCUCUAUCUUUCCCUUUUGGGUGCGACUUGUGAAUGAGGAGACCCAGGAAGUGUUUUUCAGUGGCCUCUUUGAGAACUGCUUCCAUAUCAAAUGCUGGAAACCCCGACCCCUAUCUAUUUACAUCCUCCUUGGCCGAGUCUUCCUGCUGUCUGCAGUUGUCUUGGCAUUCCUCACUACUUUCCUCAUGGUCUCCACCGCCUCUGAGUUCCUCCUGAGGACCCGGAAGCACAAUGUCCUGUCAGCCUUCAUCAGCUUCUGCACAGGGGCCUCUGCAUUCCUGGCCUUGUUGCUGCAUGCCCUGGAGAUCCGGGAUCUGAGGUCGAAGCCCACUCCCACGCAGUUCUCUGUGCAGUGGCCGUACUACGUCCUGGCUUGUGGUAUCCUGCUGUUCCUAGUGGCUGGUGCCAUCUGCCUUUCUGAGGAAAUAACCUGCCUUAGCUGCCAUUUGUUGCCCAUUUCCCAGAACACUGAGCAGACCCAGGGGACUCCACACCUGGAGAAGCUAGAGAAUUUGGGAGGAGACCUCAGUUCCAUACAGAAGGAGACACUGCUGAAGGAAGAAACAGUUAUCUAGCCCAAGAUAUCGCCUUCUACCAUUCUUUCCAGCCAGGUGUUGAUUCAUACCUUAAAAACCAAGCCUGGAGGCAA
Dipodomys ordii (Ord's kangaroo rat) is the source of this 740-nucleotide messenger RNA. RefSeq lists its product as uncharacterized. Gene Ontology annotation, biological process: negative regulation of phosphatase activity. The record is from RefSeq and is a predicted model, not a curated record. The coding region runs from base 1 to 666 and encodes 221 amino acids. The transcript is spliced from 5 exons. Lineage: Eukaryota; Metazoa; Chordata; Mammalia; Rodentia; Heteromyidae.